Messenger RNA from Phytophthora sojae, 1164 nucleotides. RefSeq lists its product as hypothetical. The coding region runs from base 1 to 1164 and encodes 387 amino acids. Lineage: Eukaryota; Oomycota; Peronosporomycetes; Peronosporales; Peronosporaceae. The transcript has a single exon. The record is from RefSeq and is a predicted model, not a curated record.
AUGGCGGGCGGCAGUCGCUUCACCGUGAACCCGUUCCCGGAGCUGGUGCUCACGGCCGAGGACCGCUCGCAGCUCAUCCAGAUCGCGCACGACCUGGUCGUGGCCAAGUUCGCCGAGUACCAGGAGCACAUCAACAACCAAAAGUACGUCGACCAGGCGCGGUGGAAGAAAUACUCCAAGGACGGCAACACGAUGAUGUACCUGGAGCGCAAGAAGUCCAACCCGGAGUCCAAGCUGCCGGCGCUGCUCAUGGUGGGGCCCCUCCCCGGAUCGCUGGACGAAAACAUGUUCGGACUCGUGAGCCCGACGCUCGAGUCCAUGCGGAUCAAGUCGUCGUACCUCAAGGAUUUCAACGCCGCGGCCGUGCUGGCCACGAUCGUUGAGCCGACGGUGGAGGAACCUUUCCGUUCGGUGGUGGUCAAGUGGAUGGAGAUCGAUAUCCCGGGGGCCUCGCUCGGCAUCUUGCGGAACCGCGACUACAUUUACCUCGAGAGUACCGGUAUCCUGCGUCUGGACAAUGGAGAGCGUGUGGGUUACCAUCUACUGCACUCGGUCAGCUUCCCCCAGACCCACGACCUGCCGAACCGCAUCAGGGGCAACAUGUCGUUCUGCGGCAUGUUCCACCAGGAAGUACCGGACAAGACCGACUGUCGAGGAACGGGCGUCAUGGACCCGGGAGGUGACAUGAUCCGAGCGCUGGGCGUUAUGGGCAUGGCCCAAGCCACGAUGGCGGGACUCAAGUAUUCGUACUGCGGGCAGAUGAAGAAGCUGGCGUGGCUGCUCGAGCAGAAGCACGCAGAGGCGAGGGAACACGGCACGCCGGCAUUCAAACCGGUUUGCGUAACCUGUCAGAAACAGGUGAGGGGGAAGAAGUUUGGCGAGUUUGGCAGGUCCAGCAGUACGUGCAAGCUGUGUUUCGGAGCGGUGUGUUCGUCGUGCAAGAUCCCCAAGAAGUUGAGUUUCAUCGCCCCAGACCUUGAGAUGGUGCAGCGCAAGGUCACGUUUUGUGCGAAAUGCCUCAUUGCAGCGACCCACAUGGAUACGGAGGAGGCAGCGCGAGUGCAGUUCGUGUACAAACAUACAGUCACGUCCAGCGUCUACGGAUCUUCAGGUCGCUGCUCAUUCGAAAGUACGCGCUCGGAUAGCACGAUGGGUGGGUUUUGA